Messenger RNA from Vitrella brassicaformis, 1356 nucleotides. Lineage: Eukaryota; Vitrellaceae. The record is from the annotation of a GenBank genome assembly.
GGUCACCCUGCCAUUCAUGAUCCACCAACCCAAUAGUGCCCACCCACCAGCCACCAGCUGCCUGCCUGCCUGGCUGCCUCAUUUACGCUUCCUGUUCCUCGCCCUCCCCUUCCUCCGAGUCAUCCUCGUCCAGUUCCUCUUCAGGCAGCGCUCCCUUCGCCCAGUCAUACAGCCGCCUCACCUCUUCCUGCAACGCUCUGUACUCGGUGGCGUGCUGCAGCUCCGCAUAGGUGGGCCGCUUGGCCACGUCAGGCCUCUCAGCUGCAGAGACACCAGUCAGCACAUGUGGUCUGUCGGUUCCUUUCGUCUUUCGUUUGUCACCUUUGAAGGCCUUCCACUUUGUCGUCAAGGCAGAGAUGUUCCUCGGGUGGUCGCCGUGAACAAAGGUGGACCCCGGCACCAAGCCGGGCUCCUUGUAGUAGCCCGGCUGGUAGGCCACGGCUCUGUAGGGCUUGUCACCGCUCGAUUGGACGGUCACACCCGCUCUCUUCUCGCCAAAUCUGUCCUUAAACUCACGCCGUUUUCUCGUCAUUUCUGCCACGAAUGGCCGCUCUUGCCCCCUCCUGCGUGGAAAAAUGAUUGAUUCCAUUCGAAUGAGACAUGCUCUGUUGGAAUACCUGUCCGCGGCCCGCGUAGUGUCAUCAAUCAUGACGGUCUGGAGGCCUUGCGCCAAAUCAUCCAUGCAGACGCCGGCAAAGGGAUUGUUUGGCGUGAUGUGUCUCCUCUCGGCUCUCUUCUUGGUGGCUGGGACGUAAGGCAACUUGCUUAUCUUGGUCACCGGCUCAUCCCAUUUGUUCCUGGGUGGGGUGCUCUGAUGCGGAGGGACCACAAUCCUGCCCACACGCAACAGACAGCCACAAUCGACGCUCGUCGACUCUUCCCCCAUCGAUAUCCAGGUCGUGCUGCCUGACCUACCUGCGCGAUGGCCUGAAGAGGACCGCUGCCUCCGUUCCCCCAUACACCUCUGAUUGGACGAAUCAUGCCAAGUGACAGUGAAUACUAUUCAUGUGGAUCUCAGCCCAGCCCUAGCUACCUGCGUCCACGACGCGCUUCCUCCCCCCCAUGUGCUGGUGCACAAGCCCCGACGGGUCUCGGAAGAAGCCGUCAAAGCCCACCCUCGUCAGGGUGCUGUGCUUUGCAGGCUGAUCCACCAUCCCCUUGCUGCCCGGAACCAUCCAUUUGCACGGGCGGGUGAUGGGGUCUGACCGCAUUCUCACCCCAUCUGCGACAGAAAGAGGGGGAGGGGCCUCUGCUUCUCGUCUCUCGCAGGGAGAACUCGUGGAGGCAGGCAGGGCAUCGCAGAUGGGUGGUGGCAGCGCCUCUUGGCUCCCCUCCAUCAGUGUCCGUGCGUUUGCU